AUGAUGCUCGCUACCCGUAUGUUCCAUUCUCUUUCUCCGGGCUUCUUCCGCCCUGCUUCUCAAUUGUUGCGUCCUUCCAGCAUCUCUUCUUCCUCUUCAUUGUUGAGAAAUGUAUGGAAACGAUCCGUCGCUACUGAACACAUGACGGAAAUAGAAAGCGGGUCCCGUCUUGCUAAUCAGCGUCUUCAUCGUCCCAACUCUCCUCAUUUGUCCAUCUAUGAACCUCAAUUGACUUGGUACCUGUCCAGUAUACACCGUGUUACUGGUGUUGUUUUGGCUGGUGCUCUUUACCUCUUUGCGACUGGUUACUUGGUUGCUCCUUUGGCUGGCUAUUCUCUUGAUACCGAAACCAUUUCGGGUCUUCUUCAACAAGUUCCUACUUGGAUAAAGGUUCCUGCCAAAUUUGCUGUCUCCUAUCCUUUUACCUUCCACAUUUACAAUGGACUUCGUCACUUGGUUUGGGACACCACGAAAGAAUUAACUCUUAAGGGUGUCUAUCGUACUGGCUAUGCUGUUCUUAUCCUUUCCGUUUUGACUUCUGGCUAUCUUUCUUUUGUUCUUGUGGAAUACUAUGUCUGA
Molecule: messenger RNA, 579 nt
Organism: Schizosaccharomyces cryophilus OY26
Lineage: Eukaryota; Fungi; Ascomycota; Schizosaccharomycetes; Schizosaccharomycetales; Schizosaccharomycetaceae
Product: succinate dehydrogenase cytochrome b subunit
Exons: 3
Coding region: 1-579 (192 amino acids)
Biological process (GO): tricarboxylic acid cycle; mitochondrial electron transport, succinate to ubiquinone
Cellular component (GO): membrane
Molecular function (GO): succinate dehydrogenase activity; electron transfer activity
Source: RefSeq, a predicted model, not a curated record